Molecule: messenger RNA, 435 nt
Organism: Protopolystoma xenopodis
Lineage: Eukaryota; Metazoa; Platyhelminthes; Monogenea; Polystomatidea; Polystomatidae
Source: the annotation of a GenBank genome assembly
AUGUCAGUUGCCCCCCCCUCCCCAAUCGAUGUGAUGGUGUCCCACCCAGCGCUUCUUUACUUGGGUUGGCCGAUGGUCCACACCCGCAAUUGCAACCCUCAGUACAAACUUACACACACUCACAAUAUUAACCAGCUUAACACUUUUAAGUACAGCCAACUGCACAUGUAUAGCCACACUCACAAUCAUACCCGCCAUCACGACCAUAAGCAUCAUAACCACCCUCGCACUAAUCAUGUCAAUCCUCAUCAUAGACGACAUCACAACCACCAUCACACGCCUAUUCACAACUGUCAUUUUAACUAUCAACACAUUCACAACAUUCAUCAUCAUUCGGACCAUCAUCACAGCCCCCAUUCAACCCACUAUUUCACCCUUCCCGACCACAACCAACCUCUUAAUAACCCUCCCCCUGAAGAUGGCAACGCUCAAUAA